This is a messenger RNA of Eucalyptus grandis, 2230 nucleotides long. RefSeq names its product putative transcription factor bHLH041. NCBI's taxonomy places the organism in Eukaryota, Viridiplantae, Streptophyta, Magnoliopsida, Myrtales, Myrtaceae. Gene Ontology annotation, molecular function: protein dimerization activity. The transcript has 8 exons. The record is from RefSeq and is a predicted model, not a curated record. The coding region runs from base 64 to 1785 and encodes 573 amino acids.
AGCGAGAAGAAAGCAGAGAGGAGGAGAGAGACGAUCUGAAGAAGCAUAUAAAGGGAUCUCUACAUGCAUGCAACAUCAGUCCACCCUCUCUCGCUCCAUCCCUCCACUUCAUCGCCAUCGGCUCCGCCUUCUCAUCUCAUGGACUCGGCGUUCCUCCUUGACGGCGAUGCCCGCUCCAACGUCCUCCACCUCAUCGCCCAGUCGUUCGGUUGCAGAUACAUCUGUCUCUGGUCUUACUUAACUCCGACAAGCUGUUUGUGCUACUUGGAUGGUCUCUUCCAGGAAGCUGCCGCCGCAAGUGGCGGUAACGAUGACAACGUUCAACCCAGGCGACUUUUUGAUGAAUAUAGGCAGUCCUUGUUCAUCCUUCAUCCGAACAGCAGCCACACCCAAGUCCCGGGAUUGGCCUUCAGGAACAGCAACCCCUACAUUGAAUUGAGAGAGGAAGACCUUUCGAGAUUGGCCUCCAACUCCUGUCAAAGAGAGUUCUAUCAAGAAGCAUCCAUCAAGAUUGCAGUAUUCAUGGGAUGCAGUAGCGGAGAGAUUGAGCUAGGCUUCUCCAACAUACCUCAGGUUGACAUACAAACGCAGAUGAUGAACUUGUUCCCAGAGGAUUUCUCAAGACAAAUGGCGAUGCGCGAAUUGGCCCGAGCCACUGAACCAAACACUACCCCUAUGACAAAUCCUCCUUCGUCCUCCUCGUCCUCUCUAAGAUCGCUUUCCAUGGACAGCCCCGAAUACUCGUCUCUUCUCUUCAACAUACCCACCACCACCAGUUCCUUCAUUAACCCAGAAUUAGCCCUCAGAGACCCUUCAAUUGCAGAGACUAUUACCACACAGUCGAUGCCAAUUAUGACUACCACGGAUACUCCUGGUACUAGUACAACUGGUGCUAGUUCUCACCCGUUACAAGCGAUGCACGAAUAUGCGAGAUCACUCGGGAACAUUCAGUUCCCGAUUGUCCCUGAGAGCGAACACGCUGCUAUGACGCGAGCCUUCCUCGCAGUUCUAUCAUCGCCUUCUUCAUCUUCUUCCUCGUCGCAACUACAGCAACAACAGACAAAUGUCGAAAACCCAAGACCAACCGCGUUCAGGAGGUAUUCGCCAGGGCUUCCAAGACCGCAGAUCAAGCACGGCCCUCAGAAGCACAGCAUGCUCAAGCGGUCAAUCGCAUACUGCCGGAGCAUGAACUUGAUGCGGAUCCGCGAGCGAUUGCAAGUCGGGAGCCGACAGCCGUCGACCACUCAGCUCCACCACAUGAUGUCGGAGAGGAAGCGGCGUGAGAAGCUCAACGAGAGCUUCCUCGCAUUGAGAUCACUUCUUCCUCCUGGAACCAAGAAAGACAAAGCAUCCUUGCUCGCGACCACGAGGGAGCACCUCGGCUCGUUGAAGGAACAAGUCGAGGAUCUCCGGCGAAAGAACACGGUCCUCCAAGCCCAACUCUUGCCACCGAAGGAACCCACGAGCAGCGGCUCGCCAGGCGACGGCUCCAGGGUCGAGGUCCAGACGAGAACCGUCUCAGAGUCCACGUCGCAGGACCGGACCGUGGAUCUGCAAGUGACCGUGCGGGGAGACUGUCCGGCGAUGAGCUUGGUGAUUCGAAUCCUCGAGUUCUUGAGGCAAGUGAGGAACGUGAGCUUGAUGUCCAUGGAUGCCGACACCCAAGUGCACGAAUCGAACAUCGUCAAUCGGGUCAACCUAAGACUAAACGUCGAGGGAGGCGAAUGGGACGAGCCGGGCUUCCAGGAAGCAGUGAGGAGGGUGGUUGCUGACCUGGCACAAUGACAUUUUCUUCCCCACCUUUUGAACCAGUUUCAGGUUUUCCAAGGGGUAGGUAGUAGUUAUGCCAUGCGGCGGCGCACCCCCGGUAUUUGACACGGCCAGCCCAUCUCCACCGCUCAUCAACCGGCCGUCACCUAAUCUCGGCCGUCCAUUUUUGUUCACACGAAGUAAUCAUACAUGAUUUCAUGAUUCUCUUCUCCUUCCUUGUCAAACGUUCUAGUGCUUACUAGUGGAGUGCCGCCCUUCUGAUUUUGUAGCCAUAACAUAGCUUUUUCUUCUUGGGGAUAAUAUAGCCAAUAGAUAAUUAAUUUUAAGUAUUCUUUCCCUAUGAGAAAUAUUUGGACCGAUUACAUACAGUAUUCAUUUGAUUAUGUGAGACUCUUACCCGUUCCAUUUGCGAUUUCGUGACAACCGAUGCCUAAUUUUACAUGUUGAAUAGACUAAAUCA